Molecule: messenger RNA, 2916 nt
Organism: Paramuricea clavata
Lineage: Eukaryota; Metazoa; Cnidaria; Anthozoa; Malacalcyonacea; Plexauridae
Source: the annotation of a GenBank genome assembly
AGGACCCCCGUGUUAUUUAUUGAUCCACCAUCGGAUGAGACCUUGUCUUCCCUUGAUAACACAGCUAAGCAGAGCCCAAGCGAUGAUGACGCAUCAUCUUCAACGUGACAAAAAUUCUAAAAUGAAGGAAAAUACAAAGUCAAAGAUAUUACUAAAACUACUGAAGGCAAAAUUAAAUCAAAACUGAUAUAUACGAUUUAGCAGUAAAAUUUCGAAUAAAAUCGGUUACAAAAACAGCAGACCGCCGAUGACGAUGUGGAAUUCUCUAAAUUCCUCUUUCAAAUUCAACACAUAUAUAUACAAGCCUGCACUGAGGCUCAAAAGUCAAACCGACAAAGAAACAAUUCUGAUUCGUUGAAGUUGUCAAACGUGGAAAACAUUUUGCAAUGCAAAUUGUUGGAGAAUGUAGGGCGGUUUAAAUAGACUUUAGAAAUUCACCUUAUUGUCAUAAUUUGAAUGCCUACAAGUGCUACACUGAACCCGAGGUGCGUAACACAAUUGAAUCGAAUUUUAUGCAUGGUUAUUUAAAACUUUUUGGUUCCUUACUUCCUUCAAUAUAUGAUUAAGUGCUGAAUAAUUUAACAAAUAAUUUAACACAAUACGUAUAAAACAGCGAAACCACGUUGCUCCGGGCUUAGUUGAAGCAUUUUUACUCGAACUGGUAGUACGAAGAAUUCGAAAAUUUGAAGACGGCAAACCGUUAACUGGCCUGCUCAAUUCUACACGAGUGAACGAGCUGAUUUGGUACGUGAACAACUUUUCUGUCGCUUAUCUUAAACAUGUAUUUAUAUUCUGAAAGCUUUCGGAUUAAGUGCGAUUCAACGGCCCUGAAAAAUACAAGCAAUACGUUUCGAGGGAAGGCCUCUGAGCGAAGGCUGAUCGAAGAUUUUUGCUCGAAGUUGAAUCCUUCGCAAUCGGUAUCUUUCUAGUGUUUUAUAGUGUCCCUACUUACGCUACAUUUGCACAGACGAUUCGUAUUAUUGUGUUAACAAAUAUAUUUUAAUUCUUUUUCAUAUAGACCACAACUACAAGUCAAGCUGUUGCAGCGCUAUCUGGCGAUGAAACGAUUGAUGACUGUUCUUCAUAUCCGCCAUCGAACAAACGAGACGCAAAUAAUUUAUCCUGCCAUUGCAUUCCUCGUCGUUUUUUAUUCAGAAGGCGGCGAAUGCUACGAAGAGCUUGGUGAAAUGGCUCAAUGUCUGGAAAGUCUCGCCCAAUCAUCGAAACCUGCUGAGCAACAAUAUUUUCCCGCAACACAAGUUCAUGUUGCCGUCGACGCUCCGUUUGGUCGACCAUUGUUACAGCGAGGAAAAAGUUUGAAGAAGACGACUGAAGUAGGCUACUUCGCUUCGAGGCGGUCCUUUGCCAUGCACAGACGGGACUGAAAAGUUUUGAAGAUUUCUGGGCGUCCUUUGUACUGUACAAGGUAAAACAUUAUUUUUAGUGUACUUUAAUGCUUUCGUUAUACUGUUUCAUGAGUCUGAUGGAAGGUGAAUCUAUAUCUGUGUUAAGUUUGGGGCAAUAUAUUCUGUAUACUAGUUAAAAAGAUUGAGUUGCCCGCAGUACUUUGCGACUGAGCUUAAUAUUAAAAAGGUAUAUUGUAUAUUGACCAGGAAUUACUUCGUACGAACUAAAUCGAUCGGGAUGGUAGAAAAUAUAGAAACAAAUGAACAGUUAAGGUAGCAUGUAUUGCUAGACAAGAUUCCUAGUCGGGAUCAUGUAGGACGCCGAUACUUGGAAGGUACUCUGCCUACUCUGUCUCUGUCAUUUACGUGCAAGCUCUACACUGUGUAACUGAUAAUCUCCUUGUAUUUUUAUCCCAACCAAUCCUCAUUCUUUGGCGCACCCACACUUGGCACAGAGUCUGUUCAAGAUUAAAAAUAUUAUAUAUUGUUUUAAAAAUGUGUUGUUUUUUACUUUUUCAUAGGGAGAUGUGUAUGUAAAACCUUUGUUACAUUGAUGAAUGUCGAAAGUUGUAAAACUUUUGCUGAUAAACGACGCCAUUUGUGGAGAAGUUCUGAAAAGUACAGCAGUUUGCAGCGUAUUCCUUCCCACGAUGUAUACAGUACGUGCAGCAGAGUUUGACUUGGAUGUUAUUGAGGUGCCGCAGGAAUACGCGAGUUGGUGAACUGGAAAACUUACUUCAAUAUCGCAAAGAGGAUUCCAUGACAAGACUGUACAUGCAUUUGUGUCAGGAAACUGAGAUUUCAAGUGUUCUCCUCUGUGACCAAUGCCUGGCCUUCGUUGCCUGAAUGGGCUUCUGUUAUUAAUGGAAACAUUGAAUGGCAAAUGAUGGUACGAAUACACACCAGGUAAUAAUUGACGGCGUUGCGUUGUUCACUUAUUUUUCACUAUUGCAUGAAGUAUCCAUUUCCUAAAGUUAAACGAUUUUUUCAGUUCAUUAGAACUUAAACUGUUGUAUUGAAAUCCUUCUUAUGUAAGAUAUAAAAUAAUACAUUAUCCCUUUUGUUGUUGUUGCGCGUUUCUACAGGGCAUGAUUUUAAUAUACUUUUCUGUUUUAUUUCUCGAACCGACUUGACCUUGUAGUUCAGUUGGCAGACUCCACGAUUGGACUAGUUAGUAUCCCAAAGGUCACAGGUUCGAUUCCCACCGUGGUCAGGUAAACUUUUCAGCCUGCCCGGUGUGGACAUACACUCGGGAUAGCGUCACAAACAUAUUCACCUGAGUACGCAACAUAAAAAAGGCGCACAAAAUAUAUUGUGAACUACUAAAGUAAAGCGAAUUAGCUAUGUCCGUCUUUAAGUGAAAAUGAAAGGAAAAGUAUCUGGUCAAUUUAAUAAAAGUCUCUUCGUUAUUUCCAGAUUACGUUCCAUCAAUGCUUACGACCUGGCUCCAAAGAUGACCACUGUGAUUGCAAUUCUUCUGAUGUCACCAGAUAAAACUGACUACAACUGA